Ruditapes philippinarum (Manila clam) is the source of this 1135-nucleotide messenger RNA. RefSeq lists its product as uncharacterized. The record is from RefSeq and is a predicted model, not a curated record. NCBI's taxonomy places the organism in Eukaryota, Metazoa, Mollusca, Bivalvia, Venerida, Veneridae. The transcript is spliced from 5 exons. The coding region runs from base 1 to 882 and encodes 293 amino acids.
AUGGAGAAACAAGUUGAAACAUUACCUCGGGUGAACUCGACUACACUCGUAUUCGAUGCUUUGAAGGGCUAUUUCCGGUGGACGCUAUGGUGUAACGCUAUUAUUAGCGCGCAUUACGCUUUGUUUAUGCUGUAUAACGCAAAUGACGUCACGUUGCAAAAUUCCGUUGUUCAACGAUAUGUAAUUAAGUCAUUUAUAACCCUGCUGCUUCCUGUUAUAUCGGAAAUGAAGCUCCUGUUUAUCAUUUUUAAACUGCUUGAACUUGCACUUCCAAUUGUAGGUUCUGCCCAUCUGACCAGAGUCAGGACGAAGAUGGCACAAGGAAUAUGUACAUCGAUUCUACCUAAGUUAGAGCCGGACCUUUUAUACGCUGUCGGCCGAUCAUGUUUACCCGAGUCUUCCUUAUCUUGCAAUGAAGUGUGCCGUAAAAUAGGAAAAAAUUGCUACAAUGCCAUACAUAUAUACAGUGCCGGAAUACUGAAUCAAAUGUAUAAAGAAGGGACCAAAAAUACUGAAACAUAUAAAUAUGAAACGUGUACUUCGCAAGGCUGUGGGCCUAACUUUUGUUGUUGUGCCGACAAAAAACAUACAUUACCAGUAAGCUAUAAAGAUGCAAUAGCACAGGCCGCGUGUCAUGCUAUGCUGCCAAAGUCACCUGAUAACGUGUAUGCCGUGAGACGCCACUGUUCUCCCAAGUCAAAGGUUGAUUGCAAUGUUGUUUGCUACAAACUGAAGAAGAAGUGUUUCGAAUCCAUACAUGUGUAUGACAAUAAAAAUCUUGAGGUAGAAGAGACGGGUAAAGUGGGGUUACGCACGUACAGAUACAACACGUGCCAAAGAGCCUCCUGUGGUCCUAACUUUUGCUGCUGCGCUGGAGAAUGAACAUUGCAUGUGACUCAAUAGUAAUAAAAUGAUGCAAAACAAAACCAAUCUUAUACUUGAAAUUGUUUAACCAUUGAGACUGGAUUGCAAAAAAAAAAAACUACUGAGAAGAAUAAACUACUUUUAGGGAAAACUUCUUUAAUACUACAUAUUUCUAUAAUGACUAUUUUCAUUUUACAAAUUGUUAAAUUAUUUAUGAUCUUAAGGUAGUCUUACUCUAAUAGGAUUAAUAAAAAACAACAACAACUGAAAA